AUGGCCUACUCCAUUUCAACACAGAACUUUGUUGCGCUUUCAGAUCUGCAUCCAAAUCUGGCUCGCCCUAGUAUAAUCGGUGUAGUUAUUGGGAAAACAGAUGUCAAAGGUUUUCCAGACCGAAAAAACAUUGGAUCUGAGAGAUACACUUAGUUUACCAUUCGAGAUUCACCAGUUUACUUUAUAAAUGUAAAUUCUUGGGGCAGAGAGGAGUAUGUUAGGUCGCUUUCAGAAAGUUUUAGAGUAGGUGACUGUGUGACAAUUGAAAAUCCUUUAGUGCAAACAAAGGAGCUAGAAAAGGAAGAAAAAUUCAAUCCCACAACUCCUAGCUGCUACAAAUUAUUGCUCAGUGAGACUCAUUCAGUGGUCAAAAUUUGUUGCUGCUAUGAAGUGGACACCAAGCUACUUUCCCUGUUGCAUCUACCUGUAAAGGAUCCUCACGAUUACUAUUCUCUGGGUGACAUUGUUGCAAAUGGGCAAAGCCUUGAUGGAAGAAUCAUUAAUGUGCUUGCAGCAGUGAAGUCGGUUGGGGAGCCAAAGUACUUUACCACUUCAGACAAAAGGAAAGGUCAGAGGUGUGAAGUAAAGCUGUAUGAUGAAACAGAGUUGUCCUUUGCAAUGAUUUGUUGGGAUAAUGAAUCUAUCCAGCUUGCGCAGAGUUGGAUGCCACGAGAAACAGUAAUAUUUGCAUCAGAGCUGAGAAUAAAUUUUGACAAAUUUAGGAACUGCAUGACUGCAACUGUUAUAUCAAAAACCAUUUUUACAACUAAUCCAGACACACCAGAAGCGAAUAUUCUUUUCAACUUCAUAAAAGAGAGUGCAGCAAUGGGAGCUUUGGAUGACAUAACUGAGGCUCAGUUAAAAGAAGCCAUAAAUUUGCAGACUAUAGUUGACAUUUAUACUGUGGAGCAGUUAAAGGUAAAAGCUUUGCAGAAUGAGGUAAAGCCUGAACCAGUCUAUGGCAUUAUUUACGCUUAUAUUUCUACAUUGAACAUUGAUACAGAGUCAUCUAAAAUUAUACGAAACAGGUGUUCAGGGUGCCACUAUGUGGUCAAUGAAAUGUCAAACACAUGUACUUUCUGCAGUGACAACUCUUCAGAUGCUAAGUCUGUUUUUACCAGUUUUGAUUUACUAGUUGAUCUUACAGAUCACACAGGCACUCUACGUUCAUGUAACCUCUCAGAUGUUGUAGCUGAGGAAACAUUAAGCUGCACGGUCCAGGAGUUCCUCACUCUGACAGAAGAGCAGAAGACAGCAUUAAAAUGGCACCUUCUUCUGGAACGAAGCAAAAUUUAUUUUAAAUUGGUUUUGUCACCCAGUUUGAGAACCGGAUUGAGAGUGAACUUACUUUCAUGCAAACUAGCAGAUCCUGUAGAGGCUAGUCAGAGCUUGUCAGGAAAAGGAAGAAAAUAACAUUGUUUGGCUUUUUAACAGCUGGAAGGAUUUAAAAAGGUUGUACUGCAUUGAAACGACAUUAUUAUAAAAAAAGAUGUUUGAUGCAAUACUUGUAUUUUGUUAAAUGUAUUUAGAUUGGUAAAAGAGAAACAGGUUUAUUACUGAACUUUACAAAUGGGCCUAUAUCAUCUUGAUCUUUCUGUUUUAUAUUAUUCUACUUAGGAAAGCUUAUUUAGGGGUCAUUUUAGGA
This is a messenger RNA of Dermochelys coriacea (leatherback sea turtle), 1645 nucleotides long. It is a transcript of the gene MEIOB, whose product is annotated as meiosis specific with OB-fold. Gene Ontology annotation, molecular function: single-stranded DNA binding; single-stranded DNA 3'-5' DNA exonuclease activity. NCBI's taxonomy places the organism in Eukaryota, Metazoa, Chordata, Testudines, Dermochelyidae. The record is from RefSeq and is a predicted model, not a curated record. Gene Ontology annotation, biological process: resolution of meiotic recombination intermediates.